GACUCUACCGUUUGACGUAUGGCAAGAUGGUGGUCGAUUGAUAGCGAAGUUUAACGAAAACGCCAGUGAUUUUAUGGACGCUUAUUGGGAACCGAGUCGUCGAUCAGGCACUCGCGAGAUAUGCGACGGGCCCGCAAGUGAAAAUUACAGGCUGGAAGGAAAGUGACUUAGCUAGUACUGCCCAGUGUGGUAGCCAAAGCGGUAUGAGUAAUCUCUUAGAGGUUAAUUGAGUACCGAGAACCAACAUACCAUGUCCCACUGUGAAGUGGAGGCGGCAUCGCCUGGAUUCCACCAGCUCAGUAUUACAAUUGAAGCAGCAAUUUUGAGAAGCACGUCAUUUCUUAAGCCCAACCCAUACAUAGAGUUCUCAGUGGAUGAUAAAAGUCCUCGAAAGACAGAAGUCUCUAAGUCAACUUACCAGCCUAAGUGGAACGAGGAAUUUACAGUGCUCGUUACUGCAUACUCCCAGUUGCACUUUCGCUUGCUGGAUCACAGCACGUUUCGCAAGGACACUCUCAUCGGGGAGAAAAGAAUAAGUCUCUUCCAUAUCCUUUUCCACUACAAUGGGAAGUUGGAGAAUGUGGAGUUGACGUUGGACCUCAUGAGUGAGAGUAAACACGACUCUCAGCUUUCCAAAGUUGGGGAAUUGGUCACGGUGUUCAAUGGAUUAGGGAUUGAUAUGAACAACAUAACUCUGCCAACCCUUGGCGAGCAGUUACGUCAGUGUGUACCUAGCAGCGGCACUGCUGCAGUUCCACUUGGAGUAGCAAACAACGACGCUACCAAUAAUCGCAGUGUUCUGAAUGGCGGUGUUAGAGCUCGAACAAGGUCCCAUGGAUCAGAGAACUCUGCUCCAACUCCAGAACAGCUUACAUCGAUGCCUCGAAGCUCGACAUCGCUCAUCCAUGGUAAUGCAUUCUGUGCAAUACCCGAUAGUCAGUUAAGAAUGCGAACUGUUGUAUCGAAUGGUACGGUGCAUCACAACUCUGCUGGAGCCAGCAGUGGUGCUACUUCAGUCCCGUCCUCGCCACCUCUAAUACAGCCACCUGUGCCAGGCUCUUCGACAGCGCCUGCAGAAGGAGAGAAUCUUGGCCAACCGGAAGAACCACUGCCUGCAGGCUGGGAGAUGCGUUAUGAUGUAUAUGGAAGAAGGUAUUACGUAGAUCAUAAUACCAGAAGUACAUCUUGGGAGAGACCACAGCCUCUGCCACCAGGGUGGGAAGUCCGCAGGGAUCCUCGUGGUAGGAUUUAUUACGUAGACCAUAAUACAAGAAGUACCACAUGGCAACGACCAAACACGGAGAGACUGCAACAUUUCCAGCAUUGGCAAGGAGAAAGACAAUACGUUGUUCAACAGGGCAAUCAAAGAUUUUUGUAUCCUCAAGCUCACGGUGGACAAGCUGCCGUAGCAGGUCCUUCAACUUCUACGGUCGACGAAGAUGAUGCAUUGGGACCUCUGCCAGCUGGUUGGGAGAGGAGAAAGCAGCCGGAGGGUAGAGUCUACUAUGUCAAUCACAAGAAUCGAACCACUCAGUGGGAAGAUCCGAGAACUCAGGGCCAGGAAACAGGAAUGGACGAACCUCCUUUGCCAGAUGGUUGGGAAAUUCGAUUGACGGAAGACGGUGUAAGGUAUUUCGUUGAUCACAACACGAGGACGACGACUUUCCAGGAUCCAAGACCAGGGGCGCCUAAAGGACCAAAGGGUUGUUAUCGAGUGCCACGGGCUUAUGAGAGAUCCUUCCGUUGGAAACUCUCGCAGUUCCGGUUCCUAUGUCAAACCAAUGCCUUGCCAAACCACAUAAAGAUCAGCGUUAGCAGGCAGACACUGUUCGAGGAUUCGUAUCACCAAAUCAUGAACGCAGAGGCCUUUGCGUUGAGGCGACGAUUGUAUAUAAUUUUCAAAGGUGAAGAAGGCUUGGAUUACGGUGGAGUGUCGAGGGAAUGGUUUUUCCUUCUAAGCCACGAAGUGCUGAACCCGAUGUACUGCCUCUUUGAGUACGCCAAUAAGAGUAAUUACAGUCUGCAAAUAAAUCCUGCGUCCUACGUCAAUCCUGAUCAUCUUCAGUAUUUCAAGUUCAUUGGGAGGUUUAUAGCGAUGGCUCUUUAUCACGGUCGAUUCAUCUAUAGCGGCUUCACAAUGCCGUUCUACAAACGCAUGCUGAACAAGAAGCUGAUCAUGAAGGACAUAGAGUCUAUCGAUCCUGAGUUCUACAAGUCCCUCGUGUGGAUAAAAGAAAACAACAUAGAUGAGUGCGGCCUCGAGCUGUAUUAUAGCGUGGAUUUCGAGAUUCUCGGUCAGGUUAUACACCACGAGCUGAAAGAAGGUGGAGACAAAAUCAGAGUCGUCGAAGAAAACAAAGAAGAGUACAUGAGGCUGAUGACCGAGUGGCGCAUGACGAGGGGCAUCGAAGAACAGACCAAGGCUUUCCUGGAGGGCUUUAAUUCCGUGGUGCCUCUUGAAUGGCUGAAAUACUUCGACGAACGGGAAUUGGAACUGAUGCUCUGCGGCAUGCAGGAGAUCGAUGUCGACGACUGGCAACGCAACACCAUUUAUAGGCAUUACGCUCGCAACAGCAAGCAGAUCCACUGGUUCUGGCAGUUCGUCAGAACCACGGACAGCGAGAAGAGGGCCAGGCUGCUGCAGUUCGUCACCGGAACGUGUCGCGUUCCAGUCGGUGGAUUUGCUGAAUUAAUGGGGAGCAACGGUCCCCAACGGUUCUGCAUAGAGAAGGUCGGGAAGGACACCUGGCUGCCGAGGUCGCACACGUGUUUCAACCGCCUGGACUUGCCGCCGUAUAAAAGCUACGACCAGAUGGUGGAGAAGCUGAAUUACGCGAUCGAAGAGACGGAAGGCUUCGGCCAGGAGUAACGCGGAGAAUCGCGGCAUUCCCGCCGAGACCGGACCGACUAUAAGUUCCCGGUCCUGGACGCGGCACAGGUUGAGAUUUGUCGCCGUGUCGGGACUAGGUGGGUAUGAUUUACGAAGCUUAGCCAAAUCUCGAGUGAUCCAGCUCGAUCGGUGCAGGGAAGUGUCCUCGAGCCGAGCUUCAGAUCGGCUUUUUAGGACCUCUGCUCCUGAGCGUACCGCGGCGAGGCGUAGGGCUUGAAGCCUCUUUUAAUCGCUUGGAAGCGCUCUAGAAAAAUGAUCGAGAAUCGAUCGGCCCGGUUCUCGCGAGUCCUGAAAAUCGGCGGAAGGAAACCUGCGACGGUUUGAGCUCGACAACCCGCGACCGUUCCUCGGGGUAAAUUCUAUAUUUUCCUAAACGUCUCGUCUCUACUUCGUCCCAGGAACGAGUGAUUGUACAUAAAACAGAUAGCGAAUAAUUAAUCCAAUCUCUAGCUCGCAAACGGGGAAUUGAGCGGUGCUUCCCGGAACGCUGCGGACACCCGCGUGUCUUUGAGAACUCGAAGAGUCGCCGGUUAAGUCUCUUCGUUUGGUGUUUUUUUUUUGUCCUGCUUUGCUUUUUUUGGUCCAUGUUUGCUAAAUCGUAGGAGCGAUUUCUUCUCGGAAUUAAACAUGGAGAGAUUUACAGUCUCGGGCUCGACAAGGUACGCUUCGCUUGCCAAGGUACGCUUCGCCAGUACAAAAGAACGUUUUCUCUUAAAGAGGUGGAAGGAUGUGAACUUCCCGUUGGAGGCCCUCGACACUUCCCACACACCCGGCGGUCGCUCGCUAAGAGAGUAUUUCGAGUUUCGAUGGAAAUUCCUCUUGAUUACAAAUAUUGUAUAUAUGCAUAACUGAAGACUAUACAUAAUUGUGGUAUUUAUAAUGAAUGUUGUCGUGGACAAGUGGCCGUUCGGCGCGAACAGCUGGCGACGCUAAGCACGCUCGCUCCUGAUUAAACUGAUAUUUCUUUUGUCAUUUGGACAACUCGUAAACGAUUUACACUUGUGCUCUGUCCCUGGAUAAUAUUAUUUAACAGUCGAUGGAGGAGCGAGCCAGCGAGCGGAGGCCAAUAAGUCGGGGGAGGUUUUAAUCGCUCGAGGUCGAUGUUAUGUUGAAGUUUGUCGGAGGAUCUGCAAAGUCUACCUGGAGCGAACACCUGAAAUGUCUAAAUGUUGUCUAUGGUCCAAAAGCGCGAUGCUUCCGUCUCUCGAUUUCUUUUCUCUUGUAAGGAAAGGAUAUAUUUUCCUUGACUAUUUCUUCUCGCAGAUCCUUCGGCACGUUUCAAGUCAUUUCGAGGUGGGUCAGGCUUGCUGGUUUACGGCAGAUCGUUCUUUUUUUUUUUUUCUUUUUUGUAUAUACGUUGCACCCGCGUGGCGAGAACAUUGCGCACACUCCGGCUUAACUUUCCGGGGUAAAAAAAAAACGAAAUGAAAGAAAAAACGGGGUUCCGCGAGCGAGAGAAUUUUACAAAGUAGGGUCGGACAACUGCGGAGGUCGGGCUCAAGGUCUGCGGAUUUAUUUUCUGAUCGUUUACUCGUUUUCUAAUGCGAUUACUCGGGUCUGUGCGUCUAUUACUGUUAACCAGCGCCAGGUGAAGUGACUCCGAUGGGUUGAAUAGCUUUUCCUCUCGGUGGGGGAAGUCAUGUGGCUCUUCGGUGUCACUUCGAUGUAGUUGCUGGGAACCUUAGCAGCAGAUCGUCGAGCUCACUGUUGCUGUGUUGCGUAGCCGUACCAGAACGAUGUAAUCCUAAAGUAGAACACCGGUUGGAGAGCGGUUAUCGUGAUAGCUGAUUUCUUGGAAUAUUCUGUAAAUGUGUCGAUCUAGCUGGUGAAAAAAAAAACAAAAAUUGGGCGUUGUCUCAAGAGAAUUUCUAACGAAAAGAAGAUGGAUUAACUGAUGCUAUUAAUACUGCGACGAAGUUAUGCCAGGUGUGCUCUUGCGUAGAAUGCUCCAAGAGAGUCGACAGGUCUUCGUGCCAAGUUUCUACGCUUCUAAUUUGUUAUCACUUGUUACGUGGGGAUGGACUUGUGAAAUUAACGUGGCGACCUCAACAUUUCUCACCUGCACAGAAUAGUGUUCACUAGUUGGUAAAUCUAACGUAUUCCAAAGUCUGUAUUUAAUUUAUAGAAUGCUAAUGUUAUCUUAGUCGGACACAUCUGACUCCGGAGGAAGCUUCGAGGCAGUCGUUUACGGAAUAUUCCAGAUCUUGGCUUGCUGUACAAAUUGUAGAGCGUACAACUUCAAGGCUACUUAUACAUCAUUCCAAGGGAUUACUUAAAAAAACAAAGAGGAAAAAUAUAUAAAAAAAAAUGAGAGAGGGGUACAAUACUUAAAUAAAUUAACCAUCCGUCAAUGGUCAGUUUCUAGCUGGGAAGGAAUCGCUACAAAGUAGAUUCGAUAUUCCGGAAAAUGCGAGCCCUUGAGAAGAGUGCAAUUCUCGCAGUUCCUUUGAGGACUUUAGGGGAAUCCGAGAAAGACGCUUUUGAUGAAUUUUCAAUGUUUUAGAGAGAAAAAAAAAUGUGGAAUGAUUUUAGCACGCGUUCCCGCGGUGUUAAAUUAACGGUGAUGUUUGUUACACGACUGCGCGGUUUGUCUUCUUUCUUGCUUAGGCGGUGGAAAAGCGCAAUGCGAUUCGGUUAUGCGUUGUAGGAUAACGUUAAUUAGACUGUAUAUACGUGGCGUGUACAGAAAUAUACAUUGAAAUAAAGAAGUUUAUAGUUGAAAAGUAA
Molecule: messenger RNA, 5617 nt
Organism: Orussus abietinus
Lineage: Eukaryota; Metazoa; Arthropoda; Insecta; Hymenoptera; Orussidae
Gene: Su(dx)
Product: E3 ubiquitin-protein ligase Su(dx)
Exons: 12
Coding region: 251-2869 (872 amino acids)
Biological process (GO): ubiquitin-dependent protein catabolic process
Molecular function (GO): ubiquitin protein ligase activity; protein binding
Source: RefSeq, a predicted model, not a curated record